Messenger RNA from Gossypium arboreum, 1808 nucleotides. Its product is annotated as pachytene checkpoint protein 2 homolog. The record is from RefSeq and is a predicted model, not a curated record. The transcript has 14 exons. Gene Ontology annotation, biological process: meiotic recombination checkpoint signaling; reciprocal meiotic recombination. Gene Ontology annotation, molecular function: ATP hydrolysis activity; ATP binding. Gene Ontology annotation, cellular component: chromosome; nucleus. Lineage: Eukaryota; Viridiplantae; Streptophyta; Magnoliopsida; Malvales; Malvaceae. The coding region runs from base 250 to 1623 and encodes 457 amino acids.
AAUUUUAGAACUAGGCUAAAGAAAAAAAAAAAAAGAAGCCACCGCUAAAAGGAAAGAAAUUCGAGUAAGCACAAUGCCAUUCUAUUUUGUCAGCCUCUUUUUUUCCCGCCCAUUUCAAUUUUCUUUCCAACCUAUCCAGUGUUUCUGAUUUAACCCUCAAAAAACCCGAUCUUUGUCCAGAUUCUCUGCAAUGCUAUUCACAUUAUAAUCCGUAGUCUCUUAAUCACCGAAACAAAUAAGAAAAAAAAGAUGAGCUCUCCAAUGGAUAUUUCCGUUCCAAACCUCGAGGGCGUCAAGAUCUCCGACCAAAACGGCGUCCCUUUAGCAUCAUCCCCGGCAUCGCCUUCUAACGGGCCUCAUGAAAAAUUUCACGUUUCUGUUGAAGUUUGCUUAAAACCUUCAAGCACAGCUCGCCCUGACGAUGUCCGAAAAGCCGUUGAACAAAUGCUUGAAAAGAGAAGCCUGAGCUACGUUGAUGGUCCCAUUCCUGUGCCUAAUGAUGAUCCAUUUCUCAUGGAAAAUGUACACAGAAUCCGUAUAUGUGAUACAGAUGAAUGGGUGAAAAACCAUGAUAUUCUUUUGUUCUGGCAAGUGAAACCCAUUGUUCAUGUCUUUCAGCUUAGUGAGGAGGGACCAUGUGAGGAAUUGACUGGGGAUGGCCAGUUGUCCAGCUUCAAUGAAUGGAUCCUACCAGCUAAGGAAUUUGACGGCAUGUGGGAGAGCUUAAUAUAUGAAUCUGGCCUAAAGCAGCGGUUAUUGCGUUAUGCAGCCAGUGCAUUGCUUUUUACUGAAAAAGGUGUUGAUCCUUUCCUUGUGUCAUGGAACCGCAUUAUUCUUUUACAUGGUCCCCCAGGGACCGGAAAGACAUCUCUAUGUAAAGCGCUGGCACAAAAGCUAUCCAUUAGAUUCAGCUCCAGAUAUCCACAAUGCCAAUUGAUUGAAGUUAAUGCACAUUCUUUGUUUAGUAAAUGGUUCUCUGAGAGUGGCAAAUUGGUUGCAAAGCUUUUCCAAAAAAUUCAAGAAAUGAUAGAAGAAGAAAACAAUCUAGUAUUUGUUCUAAUUGAUGAAGUUGAAAGUCUUGCUGCUGCUAGAAAGGCUGCUUUGUCUGGUUCUGAGCCUUCAGAUUCCAUUCGGGUUGUAAACGCGCUAUUGACUCAGAUGGAUAAGCUGAAAUCAUCUCCCAAUGUUAUAAUUUUGACCACAUCCAAUAUAACUGCUGCUAUUGAUAUCGCUUUUGUUGACCGAGCUGAUAUCAAAGCAUAUGUGGGCCCUCCAACUCUUCAAGCUCGUUAUGAAAUUUUAAGAUCCUGCUUGCAGGAACUUAUUCGGAAAGGAAUAAUAUCAAAUAUCCAGGGUUCAAGCCAAUACAUCCUUUCAGACUAUGUUACUUUGAAAGAGAAAUUGAAAAUGCAUGAGAUUCAUGAAGUUCAAACAACAUUUCAUCUGUGUAAGCAAUUAGCAGAGGCUGCUGAAGCAUGUGAGGGAUUGAGUGGAAGAACAUUAAGAAAACUACCAUUUUUGGCGCAUGCAGCACUUGACAACCCGUAUUGUUGUGACCCUAACAAGUUGUUGAACACAAUGAUUGACACAGCCCGGAGGGAGCAUUCUGAACUGCCCGACUGAAGUAAUGGAGUUUUGUUCUGGUGUAAAAUGGAUGGUUCUUAUGCUGAAAAUGUUAAAUCUUUAGAGAUACCCACUGCCAUUGAUGCCUUGUCUAUCUUGACUUUAAAUCCUCGCGUGUAAUGAGAUUACAGGUUAUGGGAUAGAGUCGUACACAAGAUGCAGAUGGACUAAAGCUAACAAUUAAA